Messenger RNA from Amblyraja radiata (thorny skate), 1659 nucleotides. Its product is annotated as ciliogenesis and planar polarity effector 1-like. Lineage: Eukaryota; Metazoa; Chordata; Chondrichthyes; Rajiformes; Rajidae. The coding region runs from base 98 to 1408 and encodes 436 amino acids. The record is from RefSeq and is a predicted model, not a curated record. The transcript has 10 exons.
CGGCCGCAGCCUCGAUGCAGACCAGACUGGCAGCCUGGGAGCAGCAGCAGCCCGAAGAUGAAGAGACGUGCAGACUGCUGCAGGACACUGCCCGGGCAUGGAGCCCUCGCCCAUCUCUGCCAGCGCUCUGCAGGAGGGCAGUGCCCAUGUCUACCCCCCUCGCCCAGUCUCUGCCCACUCUGUGCUGCAGGACGUUGCUCGGGCACAGACCCCUCGGCCUGCCUCCACCCACUUUCUGCAGGAGGGCAAUGCCCAUGUCUACCCCCCUUGCCCCGCCUCCACCCACUCUCUCUGGGACGAUAGUGCCCGUGCCUCUCCCCCUCUCCCUGUCAUUGUGGGCACUGCUCAGCGCACGCGGGCACAGCUGAGUGAGAUGGAGGAGCAGCUGGCGGCUCUGCUGGAGGUGGCGGACAGCAUGGAGCAGGACUUCGCCAACACCAAGAUGCUCAUCCACACUAUCGAGCACCUGGGCAGUGCCAGCGAGCCGUUGAACCAGGCAGGCAGUUGCCAACCGCUGCCAGGAGGUCGCCCUGCGGAGGAGACAGCCCCGGCCGAGGAUUCCCCGAGUGAAGGUCGGGGGCACCCAGCACCCACGGGUGCAGACGAGGACCAGCGGGAGGCCGCGGGCUGGUGGCAACGCCGGGGGGCUGCCGAUGACGGGCGCUGCCCACGGGAGCUGACCGCUGGCAUCCCGGGGCGUGGCGGGAGAGCGGGCAGGUUCCAGCCCCUGUCUGCGCCUGCGCCUGCGCCUGCCUUCACCACGGCCCGUCACCCAUGGGUACAGGGGACUCCGGGCACCCACCCACUCGACUCCACCAAUGACACCCUGCCCUCUGCCGCCUAUGGCAGUAACACCGGAGACCAGGAGAGCUCUGCGGACGAGCUGCUGCGUCUGAGUGGCCUGAGUGGAGUCAGCGAUAUCAUCGCCGAUCUACUGCAGGAGGGUCAGCUGUGUGCCCAGACCGUGGGGCUGAGCGAGGGACAGGUGCGGCAUCUGCUCAGAUGUUCCAGGCCACCCAAGAGAGGCGGGCAGGAGCGGAAGGAGCUGCAGGAGUGGAUGCGGGACAGCAGGCGGCAGAGGCAGGACGCGUACCUGCAACGUCGCGCUCUGAAGGGAAGGGAGCGCACGCCGUACGCCAAGGACAAGAGGAAAACGGUCACCAGCAGAGACAUUAAAGAAAGCCAGAAGAAUAAAUCAGUGAAGAAAAGGGUGACCCUGGCUGAGAACCGGCAGCAGCGGGAGCGAGCUGCCCUCAGCCUGAUGAACGACAUGUUGAGCGGCAUGGUGGGGCCGUCCAACACCCACACUCCCCCUCGCAGCCAGAGGGCAAUGAGGACCUCACCGCACACGCAGGGCCGUCCAGGGGGAACAGCCAGGGGCAGCACAGUCCAGUUGCACAAGCGCUGAGCCUCGAUGUCAACGAGCUGGGCUCUGCACAGUCGUGAGAAUUCUGUGCCGGCUGAACAAAUUCAAGCAGAUCGGGGAGCAGCGCUGGAGUGGGAAUCCAUCGGGACCCUUGGAACUAGGUCCAGGAUAGAGCCGAGUGCCACUGCUUGCGAUGUUGUGUUGAUCGCUGGAAUCCACGCCACCUACGGCGGAUAUUUAUUGUACAAUUUUUUACUCUUUCACCUCCCAAUAAAGUUUUACUCUGCACUCCA